AUGGCAUCUAUCAAUUAUUUAACUUUAAGGCCUGAAUAAGCUUACAAAAUUUAUGAUGACUACGUUAAGGAAGGAAAGAAUAAUGAUGCAUUAUUGAUCCUGUUUCGAUAUUUAUCUAGUUUUGGUUAAAGAACGAGAAAAACCACCACUUCUUAUCAAGAUUAAGGAGACGUGAGUGUGGCAAGCAAUAUCUAAUACCUUUAUAAAUUGAUGCAAGCUUAUAUUGAUUUAAGAUUAUUUGUUGGAGUCAAUUAACCAGAUGAAUAAAAUUAAUUGAAGGAAGUUUUCAAGGCUUAUAGACAAAUGACUUAACAUAACCACUUUGACGCUUUUGCUGAUAUUUUGAAAGAAUAUUUAGUGAAAGUGGAAAAGAUAUUUAGUGACAAAGUUAAAUAAUAUGAUGUAGAAGAACUUAAGAAAUCGCCAUUUGUUGGACAGUUAUCCUAUGAAGAACCAGCAGAGGAGUUGCUCUAUCUAUCAUUUGAUCCUGAAGCAAAAUAACAGAAGGAUCAUUAGAAAUCUUGCUUAAGACUUUUGUGGGAAACAUAUAGAACAGUAAUGGAAAAUGUUAAGUGGAAUGAGAAAUUAGAAGAUGUGUAUUUUGAAAUUUUAAAGAAAGUGAGCGAGUUUUGUUUGAAAUAUAAACGUAAGGCUGAGUUUUAAUGGUUUUGUGAUUAAACAAAUAGAUUUGUCUUGGAUUUAAAUGAAAGAGAAUUAGAUAUUAAGCGAAAUCCUACUCAUGUAGACUUGACAAAGCCAGCUACUAAUGACAAGCAUGUAAAUGCAAUUUUUGAAAUUGUUAAAACAGCUACAGCCUUGGAUAUGCAAUCCGAAGCAUCAAAGACAUUAGAAACUGUUAUGGUGCUCAAAUCAAUGAGGAGGGGCAAUUUCAAAGCUUCAUAUCUUAUGCUCUACUAUGAUUUGCUUUCUUAGAUAUUUUAGAAAUCCGGAAAUAGUUUAUUUUAAGCAUUUGCCUACUAUAACCAUUAUUUGGCAUUUAAGAAGAAGCCAGUUUAAACAUAAGACGAAAUUAAACGUAAGAAUGCUGAAAUAAAUGAAAAAUUAUCUCAUUUGGUUUUAUCUGUAUUGGUCAUACCACUUUUAAGUGCUGAUUACAAUCAAAGAGACAGAACAACUUCUUUGUUUGAAAAAGGAACUAAAAUACCAACAAGAGAAGAUUUGUUAAAAAUUCUAGGAGAGAUGAAUGCUGUCAAAUUUGUUCAACCUAUUAUUUAAAAGGUUUAUCUCUUAUUAGAAAAUCAAUAAGAUUUAUUAACAGUCUCUGAUUAGGCCAAUCGAGUCUUUACUGAGUUGAGACAAAAUGAAAAAUAUUUAUUAUUCAUUCCAUUACUUGAAGAAAAUCUUGUAGGAUAGGUGUUGAAAAGCAUCUCUAGAAUUUACAGAACUAUUAAAUUAGAUCAAUUGAAAGACUUAUUGAAAUUUACAACUUUAGAAACCAUAUUCUAAACUUUAAUUCAUUCUAACUCAAAUAAGUUUAUCAGUUGCAAAGUUGAUUUCUAAUCAUAAAUCGUAUAUUUCAAUUCCAAUCAAAUAUCAAAUGAUUAAUAAAUAUUGCCAACAGUUUUAUUAAAUUUGUAGCCUUAAAGAACAGUUCAAGAUCCAAUUGAUCAAGCUAAAAAAUAACUGGAUUCCUCAAAUCUUGUCAUUUUGACAAGACAAUAGACUUUGAAAAAUUUGAAUAGACUGGCUGAUCCAGAUCUUAUUAAAAAGAAAGUGGAGGAGGAUAAUUAAAAAGUGAUUUAAGAAAUGAAGGAGUAAAGGAGAUAAGAUGAGGAGAGAAAGAAAUUUGAAUAGGAAAGAAUAGCUGAGAUGGAAGCAAAAAAGGCUAAAGAAAUAUCAGUUAGAUAAAAAUUAUUGCAAGAUAUUAUUAAAUUAAAAGGAGGAAAAUAUGUUACAUUUGAAAUCAAUGGAGAAAGAAAGAAAAUUGAAUUAUUAAAAGAUUAUCACCUAUUAAAUAUAGACACAGGAGUAUUGUAGGAUAUCAAAAAGAAAUUUGAAGAAGAAGCAAAGAAAGGAGCUGAUGAUAAAUAUUUGAGAACCUUUAAAAAGAACGAUUAUAUUGAAAGAGAGAGAGCUAUUAUGGAAUCAAAGAUAAUUACUAGUUGGCCGGAAGAUAAUAUUGAGGAAGCCUAAAAAAAGCAUCAAGAAUAAUACCAAGCAAACUUAAAAUUAAAAGAAAGCUUAACUGAUGCAUUCAAAUAUCACGAUGAAAUAAUCGCUUAGAAAAAAUAAUAGAAAGAAAAAGAAUAUUAGGAAUAGCUCUAGAAAUUUAAAGCAGAAAUAACCCAGAAGUUCAAAUAGCAAAUAUUAGAUAAAGGAUUCUAAUUAUAAAAACAAGAUGAAGAAAGAAAAUUAAGAGAGGAGGAAGCUAGGAAGAAAGAAUAAGAGGAAAGAGAAAAAAAAUCAAUAUCCUAAUAGGCUGAAAAAUAGGCAGUUCCUGACAGCAAAUAAAUUUCUAGAAGUACUCUCUCAUCCCAAACCUCAUAACAAUAACAACAACCUAACUAAUAAGCGCCUUAAUAAUCAGCACCAUAAACAUAAAUUGGAAGAAACAUUGGAGGAUUUACUAAUACUAGAUCCCAAGUUGAAACAUAAUAAAGCAAACCUGUUUAAUUUACAAGAAGUACUGCCUAAUCAGGGUAAUAAUAGCAAUAAGAACAACCCUAAUAAUAACCACAAUAAGCUACAUAGUAACAAUAGAGACAGUAAUAAUAAAGAUAAACAUAAUAAUCAACGAGCUAAGCAGCACCAAAGUUUUAGAGAAAUUAAUGA
Paramecium tetraurelia is the source of this 2793-nucleotide messenger RNA. RefSeq lists its product as uncharacterized. Gene Ontology annotation, molecular function: mRNA binding; translation initiation factor activity. Gene Ontology annotation, biological process: formation of cytoplasmic translation initiation complex; translation reinitiation. Gene Ontology annotation, cellular component: multi-eIF complex; eukaryotic translation initiation factor 3 complex, eIF3m; eukaryotic translation initiation factor 3 complex, eIF3e. Lineage: Eukaryota; Ciliophora; Oligohymenophorea; Peniculida; Parameciidae. The transcript is spliced from 5 exons. The record is from RefSeq and is a predicted model, not a curated record.